Pectinophora gossypiella (pink bollworm) is the source of this 2916-nucleotide messenger RNA. Its product is annotated as trypsin-1-like. The transcript has 8 exons. Gene Ontology annotation, biological process: proteolysis. Gene Ontology annotation, molecular function: serine-type endopeptidase activity. The record is from RefSeq and is a predicted model, not a curated record. NCBI's taxonomy places the organism in Eukaryota, Metazoa, Arthropoda, Insecta, Lepidoptera, Gelechiidae. The coding region runs from base 127 to 1143 and encodes 338 amino acids.
UCGUUUGCGAAAUAAUGCUAUAAGGCUCCGGUGCCCAAUUCGCCAGUGCACGUGACGAGCGCGGAGAUGCCGCGCAAAUAAACAGUGGUGUAGUCUACCGAUAUCGCGCACUCGAUCCCCACGACAAUGCACCAAUGGAGUUUUGUGACAAUCAUUCUCGUGGUCCUCUAUUUGAGCCUGAUUUAUGCAAGGGAUCUGAACUCUACGAACUUCACUACGCUUGAUAACCAUGUGUCAUCAGGCAACAGGUCCCAGCGGUUCCUGUUCGACGCCAUCUUCGGGCUGGAGGUGCCCGUGCUGGAGGAACAGAGCGUAGAGGACGAUGACGACGAUGACUCCACCGUGCAGAAAUGCUCUUGCGAGUGCGGCAGGGUAAACCCUCUUCCUAGAAAGAUGGAAUGUGGCGGGGCGAACCAGGAGAAUCGUAUAGUGGGUGGGAUGCCGGCUGGUGUCAACCGGUACCCGUGGAUGGCGAGGAUCGUGUAUGACGGCCAGUUCCACUGCGGAGCAUCAGUACUCACCAAGGAGUAUGUUCUCACCGCAGCCCAUUGCGUCAGGAAACUCAAGCGCACGAAGAUCCGCGUGAUCCUGGGCGACCACGACCAGACGAUCACGUCGGAGAGUGCGGCGAUCAUGCGCGCGGUCACUUCCAUCGUGCGCCAUCGCAGUUUCGACGCAGACUCCUACAACAACGAUAUAGCGCUGCUCAAGCUGCGCAAGCCUAUAUCUUUCUCCAAGAUCAUCAAGCCGGUCUGCUUGCCUCCAGCCAGUCUGGAGCCAGCGGGCAAGCAGGGCGUGGUGGUGGGGUGGGGGCGCACGUCGGCGGGGGGGCAGCUGCCGGCCAUCGUGCAGGAGGUGCGCGUGCCCAUCCUGUCUCUGCAGCAGUGUCGCGGGAUGAAGUAUCGCGCCUCCAGGAUCACCAAUAAUAUGCUGUGCGCGGGUCGUGCGUCGACUGACUCCUGCCAGGGUGACAGCGGUGGGCCGCUGCUGGUUCAAGAUGGGGACAAAUUCCAAAUCGUAGGCAUAGUGUCGUGGGGCGUGGGCUGCGGUAGGCCCGGGUACCCGGGUGUCUAUACCCGGAUAACUCGUUACCUGCCGUGGUUGCGGGCGAACCUGCGAGACUCCUGUCUCUGCGCCAACUGAUUCUAUUCCUUCUGCUUUAUUUAUUCUAUUUAUUUAUUUAUCGCUGUAGUUAUUUCGAAAUUUAGCAUAGUAUGAAAAAUUUUGGUUUAAUUACUUUUAGUGUUUCUGAGGUUUUCUUCACGAUUAAUUUCAUCAAGUGACAGACUUCUGUUAAUGUUAUCUUCUACUGUUAUUAACUUGUUUGCUAGUAAGUUCAUCAGAAUAAAUACGCGGAAUACCAUUUUGAAGUAUGCAGAUUCCAGUUCUUUGGUAUGUUCGUUUAAAUUAGUUUGUAAUAAGUAAUUAUGAUUUGUUAUAUUUGUAAAUGGCAACCUGAAAUCUAAAUAAUGUUAAGUUAUUACGGUUAGUGCCAAGAAGUGUGUCAUACCUACCACAUGUUAAAGUUUACUUAGUGGAGGAAAGCCAAAACGACAAAUACUCGUAGUUUUAUUCUUGUUAUAAAAGUGUUGUUGUAGACAUUUUGUUUUUGAUAAGUUUAUCAUUAGUGUUAUACAGUUUGUUGUAAUGCUCUAUCAUUCUUUAUAAUUAAGAGUUUUAUGAUUAUUCUUAUUUAGUUUCAUUAUUCAUCAUUCUAUUUAAUGUAUUGUAGCACACCAUAUCGUAACCAUCUAUCUUCAUCUUUAUUACCUAUUAUCGUUUUCACCGAUCUCUCCAUUAAACAAAACACCUAUUGCAUGUUUUCAUUUAAAAUUUGAGCAUCUUUAUAUACUUUGACUAUUUUAUUGCAUUUUUCAUUCACGCUUUUAAUAUACUCAUAACUGUUUCAUAUUCAAUGAUUUCAAAUAAUAAUUAUUUAUGGGAUGUCUUCAUUACUUGCACACUUCUUUUGUUUAUUACCUGCGUGAUCAUUGUCUGUAAUAUUCAUUGCAAGCGUUACUUUUAUAUGGGUAUAUUUUCAAUUUCCCACUAAUCAUAAUGAUUACUUCGAUAUUAAGUACAUAUUUCACACAUUUUUUUUCCGAGUCCAUUUCUUUAUUAUUUUGCUCUUCUAUCACAAUUUUAUCUCAUUCAUUUCAUUACUCCUGCAUGAUGUCAUCAAUUUAGGGUAAGAAUUAUUCGUUUUUGUUGAUUUUAUUUUUGUUUUAGAAUAACCUCCUUAUUUGGAGAUUAGUUUUGACCAGGCCGGUGGUGCAGAUUACCAUUAUAGCAAUAAGCAUCGUAGGUACCUAACUAAGUGUUCAUUCCAUUGAUAGUAAAUAAAAUAAAUUAUUGUUUAUAGAAUCUAGUGAUAAUGUUUUUGUUAGGGAUUACGAUAAUACGAAUUUAUGUUUUUUUUUGUCUCGUGCAGUAGUUACUGUAUUGAUUUCGAAUUUUAUUUAAUAAAAUCCGAUUUGUUUAAAAACCAUUUAAUUAUUUAUCUUUAAAUUUUCUUCAUUCAUCAAUAAUUAUACAUUCAAAAAUAAUUAUUUUUAAUUUAACGCCACAUUUUAAAGUAAAUUACGUAAUUAAUGAUUUAUACAUGCAAUAAAAAUAAUUCAUUUUUUAUUCUUAAGUUAUUUAGUAUGUAAGUUGGACAAACGCUCUUUAGGCUGUACCUGUGAUCUUAUCAGGAUAAAAUUGUAAUUUAUUUUAAAAAUAAAUAAUUUUAUUUUUGUUGAUUUUAUAUUAGUGUUAGUUACCUUAGAGUCUAGUUUCUUUGGAAAGUUAGUUUUAUUAAAAUGACAUAAAAAUGUUACGUUUUUGAAUUUGUUACAAAGAUAUCUUAUUACUUAAUAAAUUUGGGUAUGAGUAAUGUUUUGUAUAUUUUAGAGAUUUUUAUUAAUACUUUUUAUU